Messenger RNA from Acanthochromis polyacanthus (spiny chromis), 1494 nucleotides. It is a transcript of the gene ndufaf5, whose product is annotated as NADH:ubiquinone oxidoreductase complex assembly factor 5. Gene Ontology annotation, biological process: mitochondrial respiratory chain complex I assembly. The record is from RefSeq and is a predicted model, not a curated record. The transcript has 11 exons. Bases 61 to 1083 code for a protein of 340 amino acids. Gene Ontology annotation, molecular function: S-adenosylmethionine-dependent methyltransferase activity. NCBI's taxonomy places the organism in Eukaryota, Metazoa, Chordata, Actinopteri, Pomacentridae. Gene Ontology annotation, cellular component: mitochondrion.
CGACAGUUUCCGGUUCCGGCGGAAGUCAAUAACAAGAAGCUCCGUCUCUCUCUCUGCGACAUGAGCAGCUCGGUGACGGUCAGAGUACUGCGGAGGCUGCAGGGGCUCCGGGCCGGUCCAGUCAGAGGUCCGGCGGGGCUCCGGGCAGAACCGGGUCGGUUCCUGUCCAGCGGCGGUGCCAUGAACGUGUUCAACCGGGACAUGAAGAAGAGGCAGAAGCAGCGGGUCGCGGCCCUGAAGGACGGACACCAGUACGACUACCUGAGGGACGAGGUCGGCAGUCGAGUGGCGGAUCGAGUUUACGACAUCGCCAGGACGUUUCCGCUGGCGUUGGACAUUGGAGGUGGAAAAAGUCACAUCGCCGAACAUUUGAACAAGGACGUGGUCCAGAGUUUGGUUCUAACCGACGUCUCUCAGCAGAAUCUGAAGCGGUGCCGACAGACUGAGGUCCCGACUCGGUGCGUCGUGGUUGACGAGGAGUUUCUGCCGUUUAAGGAGAACACCUUUGACCUGGUGCUGAGCAGCCUCAGCCUCCACUGGAUCAACGACCUGCCCGGCGUUCUCAGACAGAUCCAGCAGGUGCUGAAGCCGGACGGCGUGUUCAUCGGGGCCAUGGUGGGCGGGGACACGCUGUACGAGCUCAGGUGUUCCCUCCAGCUGGCCGAGAGCGAGAGAGAAGGAGGAUUCUCUGCUCACGUUUCACCGUUCACCGCCGUCACCGACCUGGGAAACCUGCUGGGAGGAGCCGGGUUCAGUCUGCUGACCGUGGACGUCGAUGAGGUUCAGGUUCACUAUCCAGGAAUGAUGGAAGUCAUGACGGAUCUCCAAGGGAUGGGGGAGAGUAACUGCGCCUGGAACAGGAGGUCGCUGCUGCACAGAGACACCAUGUUAGCUGCUGCUGCUGUUUAUAGAGAGAUGUACGGGAACCAGGACGGCUCAGUUCCAGCCACCUUUGAGAUUCUCUACAUGAUUGGCUGGAAGCCUCAUGAGUCUCAGGCCAAACCGGCGAAGCGAGGCUCGGCCACAGCGUCGUUUGGAGAUUUAUCGCAGAUCAGCCGACCUACCGACACAGGCCGGUCAUAAAGCCAGCAGGACAUUUAUUCAACCCUGUUUCAUAGCAGGAAGCUGGAAUCAUUGACUGUUAGACUGAAAAAUAAAACUCUUUCGCCCACACGAGGCUGGAAACUGAUUCCUGGACCUCUAUGGAGACGAUUGUUCAAGAUUAGUUUAAAAUUGCCCCAGUUGACUCUAAAUUUUGGGAUCUCCAUCGCAGAGGUUGGAACAAACCGCUCUGCUCCUCAUCAGUAGAAAGAUGUCUCUCCAUGCUGGAUGGAUCUCCAACUAUGAGCUCUGUUCUGUUUUUGAGCCACGCUGACUUUGAUUGGUUUUCCUCUCAGUCUGUCUGUGGAAACACUGCCUGCAGUUCAACCUGAAAACUCCAGAUAUUUGUAACCUUAUUUAUUUAUAUGUCAAUAAAUCAGAGUUUGGUGUGAA